CAGCCAAAUAACGGAAGCGGAUAGAAUCGGAAGCGAACGCACAAUUAAAUUUCCGCACAUCCGUCACGCCCCAAACGCCCACACUCACAACAAAAUCCCAAGUAAUCAGUGCAGAAUGUAAUGAAAAAGUGUUACAUAGAAAUAAAGAAAGCCAAAUUAAGAGCGCUGCAAAAGCUCAUUAAAGCAAUUUUUUGAGUUAAAGAUUUAUGCGAAAUAUUUUCCCCCUUUUUUUUGUAGUGUAUGCAUGUAGUGGGAGUAUAGUGUGCAGUGUUGUUAUGCGUAAGAAGCUUUAAAUUCACCUUUCUCUAAUCAGUCAGCGAGCUUUUGAAAGAAAAUCUAACUUCCAGCGUUUUCUCUUAAAAAUAACGUUAAUCUUGAUUUAUUUGCCUUCGCUUGAAGCAGCAAAAUCAAAUAAUUUUGUACAAAGUAAUCUAAAUUUGAAAUUGUGCGGUUAUUAAGCCCACAGCCGCGUUUAACGAAUAAUUUAUAAAACUUCAAAAACAUGAGCUUACUUAAGCUUAGCCGAGAAGCCUGCAGCUUAAAGAGUUAAAUCAAAUAAUAACAGUAGCUCCUGACUGAUGCUUGCCCCAACAACUUUUUGUGUAGGCAUUUGUCGAGCAUCUGCAGUUGCCGUCGUCCGCCGUAUUCAUAAUGGCCGAUUUGGAGCGCAUAAGACUGGUUAUACUGGGCGGUGCUGGUGUGAGCACAAGUUCCAUCAUCAAACGUUUCCUCUUCAAAAUCUAUACGGACAAAUAUCGUGCCACGGUUGAGGAUCUCUUUAAUCGGGAAUAUGAUUUGGGCGGCGUCACACUGAAGGUUGACAUUUUAGACACUUCCGGCGAUGUGCAAUUUCCCGCUAUGCGCCGCCUGUCCAUUGCCACCGCCCAUGCUUUCAUGCUGGUCUAUGCGUCCACGUCUGCGUCGAGUUUUCAAUGUGUCAAACAGUGUUUUCAGGAGAUACGUGAGCAGCGCGCCGACUAUCAGGAUAUUCCCAUUGUUAUCGCCGGCAAUAAAUCUGAUUUGGCCAAUACACACCGAGAGGUGCGACUGGAAGAAGUCACGGACUGGGUCUACUGUGAGUUGCCGCGACUAAGAGCGAAAGUGUUGGAGUGCUCCGCCAAGGAGGAUCAAAACGUGACUGACCUCUUCAAAACGUUGCUGUCACUAUCGCGAUUUCUGCCCGUCGGGAGCAAUAAUGACGGCACGAGUGGACUCAAGCGACGCUCUUCGGCAUAUGUUAGCGCAUCGUCAAGUAGAAACAAGAAUCGCAAUGUCAGUCCUUUCGUUUCCGGUGAUAAAAAGUCCAGCUUGGUCGAAACUGUUAUUCCAACCACCAGCAGCGCCAAUGCCAAGCCAAAGCCCAGAUCUAGGUCACUCAUACGCCGUGCAUCACGCAAAACAAAACAGCAAAUCAACAACGCGUCCGAUGACUGUAAUUUGCAAUAACGCAGCGGAAGGAGGCAAGCGUGAAAGAUUAAUUGGGCGAAAAUUCUAUGAAGAGCGCUAGCGAAUAUAUAUAAUUAUAUAAUAAAUAAUAAAUCACAGAAGCUAACGGACAACAACAUCAACAAAAACAAGCAACAAUAAGCAGCAAAAAAAAAGGAGAAACUCAAAGUCACAAUUGUCUACAGAGGAAUGGGCGAAUAGCUUAUUUUUGGUCAAACGUCGCAUACCUCGCAUAUAGAUCCUUGAUAACUCACACGCUUGAUAACGGUAAUUUACAGAGCACCGGAGGAAGUACACACGAAAACGAAGAAUACGCAGUACUUAAAUAAAAUCCUCAGAAAUAAUCGUGGGUUUUUAAAAGAUAGCCGGUGUGCUAGUCGUAUCUACACUCAUCACUGCAAUCCUAAUCAACAUGGUAACGGCCGGCCCAACUGAAAGGUGUCGUCUUUUCACCGGCUUUGCUGCAGAUUAGUUUUCUUGAAAGUUCCAAAGCAGCAGAUGAAGCUCCGAAGUUUCGAAUGGUCGGGAUGACCGGACCUGUACAUGUUAAUGAUAAAGCGUAUUUCGAUUCCGAAGCAGAGCUGAAGAAAUUCGCCUGCGCGUCUAAUACUGUACAAACUGAAAGCGUGGGUUGAAAUAGAAACUAAGGUUAUAAUCAGAAACGUACUAC
This is a messenger RNA of Bactrocera neohumeralis, 2116 nucleotides long. RefSeq names its product GTP-binding protein Di-Ras2-like. Gene Ontology annotation, molecular function: GTPase activity; GTP binding. The transcript has 9 exons. NCBI's taxonomy places the organism in Eukaryota, Metazoa, Arthropoda, Insecta, Diptera, Tephritidae. The record is from RefSeq and is a predicted model, not a curated record. The coding region runs from base 652 to 1446 and encodes 264 amino acids.